Asparagus officinalis (garden asparagus) is the source of this 1401-nucleotide messenger RNA. RefSeq names its product polyadenylate-binding protein RBP45-like. Gene Ontology annotation, molecular function: mRNA binding. The transcript has 7 exons. The coding region runs from base 1 to 1026 and encodes 341 amino acids. Gene Ontology annotation, cellular component: cytosol. The record is from RefSeq and is a predicted model, not a curated record. Lineage: Eukaryota; Viridiplantae; Streptophyta; Magnoliopsida; Asparagales; Asparagaceae.
AUGGGCCACUACCAUCAGGGCCAGGCCCAGGCCCAGCCGGCGGCCUCGGAUGAGGUCAGGACGCUGUGGAUUGGGGACUUGCAGUAUUGGAUAGAUGAAAAUUUUCUCAAUAGCUGCUUUGGUUCCACUGGGGAGCUUGUUUCGGCGAAAGUUAUCCGAAAUAAACAGACUCAACAAUCGGAGGGUUAUGGUUUUAUUGAGUUUGCAACUCGUGCAACUGCAGAGCAGGUUCUUCAGACAUAUAAUGGUCAACCGAUGCCUAAUCUUGAUCAACCCUUCAGGUUAAAUUGGGCUUCAGCUGGUGAGAAGCGUAGAGAUGAUGGUCCUGAUUAUACUAUAUUUGUAGGGGACUUGGCUGCAGAUGUUACAGACUACUUGUUACAGGAGACAUUUAAAAACCACUAUCCUUCAGUCAAGGGGGCUAAAAUUGUUACUGAUAGGAGCACUGGCCACUCCAAAGGUUAUGGUUUUGUUAGGUUUGGAGAUUUAAAUGAACAGACACGUGCUAUGUCUGAAAUGAAUGGAAUGUACUGUUCUUCAAGGCCAAUGAGGAUUGGCCCAGCUACAACCAAGUCUCAGCAAACUCCGACUAAAGCUUCUUACCAGAGUACUCAAGGAAGUGACACCGAGAAUGAUCCAAAUAAUACAACUAUAUUUGUUGGUGGGCUUGACCCAAAUGUUACAGAUGACCUUCUACGCCAGGUCUUUAGUGCUUACGGGGAGUUGAUGCAUGUAAAAAUACCUGUGGGCAAGCGUUGUGGGUUUGUUCAGUUUGCUAACAGAGCUUGUGCUGAGGAGGCCUUAGAUAAGUUGAAUGGCACUCAAUUGGGGAGUCAAAACGUUCGACUGUCAUGGGGUCGCAGCCCUAACAAACAGCCACAGCAAGAUCAGAACCAAUGGAACAAUAAUUACUAUGGGUAUAAUAAUCAAGGUUAUGAUGCAUACAAUUACCAACAACCUCAAGAUCCCAACAUGUAUGCCUAUCCAGCAUAUCAAGGAUAUGGGAACUAUCAGCAACAGCAGUAAUCUUUCUGUUGGCUCGAGGAUAAUUCGUAACUCAAGGUACCAGAUCUGGUUGUUGGGUCUGAAGCUGGAGGAAGCUAGCUGCUCGCAUUUAUGUAAACUUAGUUCUUGUGACUUAUUAUGAGGUUACGUGCAUAAAGGUCGAGGUCUUGGUUUUUGUUAUGUGUGAAAACUGCUUGGACUUCAGUUGAAGGAGAGAAUCUUGUGUUUUAUUUAUGAUUACUGUGUUUCUCGGUACUCUUUAUCUAGGAAAACUUGCUAUGCACAGUAGUAUUUUUAUUUAUGGAUGUUUUCUAUAUUUUCUUAUCCAUUUAAUUUGAUUUUUAUGUUUGAAGUGAGAGUUAAAAGGAUGUAUGUGAUUGUUGAAUUUCUUUGCAA